Molecule: messenger RNA, 438 nt
Organism: Penicillium salamii
Lineage: Eukaryota; Fungi; Ascomycota; Eurotiomycetes; Eurotiales; Aspergillaceae
Source: the annotation of a GenBank genome assembly
AUGGGCAACUCAUCUUUCCUCGGCUUUGUUCUUCUGGCUCUGUCCUUGACGGGAUCUGCCACUGCCGCCUUCGGAAUCAACUGUCGAGGAUCUGCAAACUGCAACACAUUCGGCGACAAUCAAAUGGCAAUUCAACUUACCCGCGCGAUUGAGGGAAUUGACACAAACCGGUGGUACAACAAUGGGGAGCAUAUCGCCUGCAUUGGCUCCGGUGCUCGCAUUACCGGAAAUGGUGGCUUCUGUGCGUUCCUACAGGGUACCGGUGGUACCAACGGUGGCAAGAUCAAGGAGCUAGCUCACUAUAUCCCGGAGCAUGGUUGCAAAACAUGCGGAAGCGUUCCAUACUUCUACCCUGGAGACAACAAUGUUGACCAUGGGCAACUUACAUACAACUACGUCUCCAACGCAUGCACCAAGGAUGGUGCUCGACUCUGUUGA